Molecule: messenger RNA, 1097 nt
Organism: Phasianus colchicus (ring-necked pheasant)
Lineage: Eukaryota; Metazoa; Chordata; Aves; Galliformes; Phasianidae
Gene: NAA40
Product: N-alpha-acetyltransferase 40, NatD catalytic subunit
Cellular component (GO): nucleus
Molecular function (GO): protein N-terminal-serine acetyltransferase activity; histone H2A acetyltransferase activity; histone H4 acetyltransferase activity
Source: RefSeq, a predicted model, not a curated record
GCGGGGCGAAGGUUUGCGCAGGCGCAUUGUGCUGGGUCGCUCCUCCCCCCCCUAUAUAUACGGCGCGCUCCCGGCAGCACUUUCGCAGUGGGCCGCGCGCCCCCGCGCCGUGAGGAGCUGCCGCUAUGGGGAGGAAAUCGAGCAAAGCCAAGGAGAAGAAGCAGAAACGCCUGGAGGAGCGCGCAGCCAUGGCUGCUGUCUGCGCCAAGGUGGAGGCUGCCAACAAACUGGAAGAUCCCCUCGAAGCCUUUCCAGUCUUCAAGAAAUAUGAUCGCAAUGGCCUCAACGUUUCCAUCGAAUGCAAACGUGUCUCCAGCCUGGAACGAGCCACGGUUGACUGGGCGUUCGAACUGACCAAAACCAACAUGCAGACUCUGUAUGAACAGAGCGAAUGGGGUUGGAAGGACAGGGAGAAAAGGGAUGAGCUGACAGAUGAGCGUGCCUGGUUCCUGAUUGCACGUGAGCCCGGCGCCCGCCCUGUUGCCUUUUCCCAUUUCCGCUUUGACGUCGAGUGUGGAGAUGAGGUUCUGUACUGCUACGAAGUGCAGCUGGAGAGCCAAGUGCGACGGAAAGGGCUGGGCAAGUUCCUCCUGCAGAUCCUACAGCUGGUGGCCAAUAGCACGCAGAUGAAGAAAGUGAUGCUGACAGUUUUCAAGCACAACCACGGCGCCUAUCAGUUCUUCCGAGAAGCGUUGCAGUUUGACAUCGAUGAUUCCUCACCCAGUGUCUCAGGCUGCUGUGGGGACGACUGCUCCUAUGAGGUCCUGAGCCGGAGGACGAAAUUCGGUGACGGUCACCAACUCCCUGCUGGUGGGCACUGCGGUACCUGCUGCCAUUGAGCCCCUACACCCAAAUCCAUCGUAUCUUCACCCAAAAUUGGGCUCAGCCAGCCUGGCUGCGUUCCCCUGUUUGUCACCUCCGUGUUUUGGGGGCCUUCAGGUAGUAUUCACCGUCAUAGGGUGACCCUUAGCACCCCUCCGCCCACGUGCUUUGGGGUGGGGCUCUCACUUUGGGGAUUUAAAGAAGGAUUUUGCCUGUUUUUUCUCGGUUUUGGCCGCUCUGGUUUGUAUGUUACAAAUAAAGACAGUAGAGUUUGU